CAGGGGCUGGGCCUGGGGCUGGGCCUCUAUGCAGAGGUCUGGCUUUUCUGCCACUUCAGGGCCCACCCUCCCCUCCCGCAGUAAAAGUGGGGACAGAAGGAGCUUGCCUGUUGUAGCAGGGGUCUGGGGCACCAUGGCCCAGGCCCUAGGGGAGGACCUGGUGCAAACUUCAGAGCUACAGGAUGACUCCAGCUCUUUGGGAUCUGACUCCGAGCUGAGUGGGCCCGGCCCAUAUCGCCAGGCUGACCGCUAUGGCUUCAUUGGGGGCAGCUCAGCAGAGCCAGGGCCCGGUCACCCUCCUGCAGACCUUAUCCGCCAGCGAGAGAUGAAGUGGGUAGAGAUGACCUCACACUGGGAGAAAACCAUGUCUCGGCGAUACAAGAAGGUAAAGAUGCAGUGCCGGAAAGGCAUCCCCUCGGCUCUGCGGGCCCGGUGCUGGCCUCUGUUGUGCGGGGCCCACGUGUGUCAAAAGAACAGCCCCGACACCUAUAAGGAACUGGCCAAGGCCCCUGGAGACCCACAUUGGAUGGAGACCAUCAGCAGGGACCUGCACCGCCAGUUUCCUCUGCACGAGAUGUUUGUGUCACCUCAGGGUCAUGGGCAGCAGGGGCUCCUGCAGGUACUCAAGGCCUACACGCUGCAUCGGCCCGAACAGGGCUACUGUCAGGCCCAGGGCCCUGUGGCUGCUGUGCUGCUCAUGCACCUGCCCCCAGAGGAGGCCUUCUGGUGCCUGGUGCAGAUUUGUGAGGUCUACCUCCCUGGCUACUACGGGCCCCACAUGGAGGCUGUGCAGCUGGACGCUGAAGUGUUCGCGGCCCUGCUCCGGCGGCUGCUCCCGCGCGUGCACAAGCACCUGCAGCAGGUGGGCGUCGGGCCUCUGCUGUACCUGCCCGAGUGGUUCCUGUGCCUCUUCGCCCGCUCCCUGCCCUUCCCCACGGUGCUGCGCGUCUGGGAUGCCUUCCUCAGCGAGGGUGUGAAGGUGCUGUUCCGUGUGGGGCUGACGCUGGUGCGCCUGGCGUUGGGCACCACAGAACAGCGCCUGGCCUGCCCGGGCCUCCUGGAGACGCUCGGUGCCCUACGAGCCAUCCCCCCCACCCAGCUGCAGGAGGAGGUCUUCAUGUCCCAGGUGCACAGCGUGGCCCUGUCUGAGCGUGACCUUCAGCGGGAGAUCAGGGCCCAGCUGGCCCAGCUGCCUCAGUCAACGUCCGGGCCACCCCCAAGGCCGCAGGCCCGCCUGCCUGGGGCCCAGGCCAUCUUCGAGGCCCAGCAGCUGGCAGGAGCGCGGGGAGGCGCCAGACCCGAGGUGCCCCGAAUAGUGGUGCAGCCCCCGGAGGAGCCCAGGCCACCACGGCGCAAGCCCCAGACCCGAGGCAAGACUUUCCACGGGCUCCUGACUCGGUCCCGGGGCCCUCCUGUUGAGGGCCCCUCCAGGUCUCAUCGAAGCUCCACCUCCUUCCUGGAUACCCGAUUCUGAAGGUCUCACUUCUGAGGUACCAUGGACUCGGCGUCCCCUAACCCCAAGUGCCCGGUUGCCUGAUGCCUGCCCCACAAAUGGGCACCGCACUUUACCGCCGGGAUUUGGCAAAUCAGCUCCCUUCCCGCAGACCGUGUCGGACACAAGGGUGAAGGAAGGUCACGCGGUGUGGUUUCAGGGGCCCAGACCUGCCGUUCUCCCGCGGAGCCGUCCCGGUGCCGGGCCCUUGCAAGAAUGGAACCUGAAGGACUGUGGGGUUAAGGGCAGCUGGCUGGGCGAGGGGCCCCCGCGGGGCUCCUGGGGAGGCCUAGAAUAAAGUCUGGGCAGAAACCUG
Lynx canadensis (Canada lynx) is the source of this 1808-nucleotide messenger RNA. RefSeq names its product TBC1 domain family member 10C (gene TBC1D10C). The transcript is spliced from 10 exons. NCBI's taxonomy places the organism in Eukaryota, Metazoa, Chordata, Mammalia, Carnivora, Felidae. The coding region runs from base 29 to 1474 and encodes 481 amino acids. The record is from RefSeq and is a predicted model, not a curated record.